Messenger RNA from Gryllus bimaculatus (two-spotted cricket), 1832 nucleotides. The record is from the annotation of a GenBank genome assembly. NCBI's taxonomy places the organism in Eukaryota, Metazoa, Arthropoda, Insecta, Orthoptera, Gryllidae.
AUGAUCGGUAUCACAGGAGAAGAUUUUGAUGACAUUGAUUGUACUCUAAUGAUGGGUGAGAUAGUCUUCUUUGAAGGCGUGUGUACCUUCUGCAAGAAUGAUGAUUCACACCUACAGAAGCUCAAGGAAGAUUAUUAUCAUUUGUCCCAAAAUCUCUUCCUACAUGCACCUGACAGCAUUCCUCACUGGACGACGUCUGAGAGCAUGAGAACUACAGUAAAACGAGGCGAAUUAAUAGAACACAUCAUAAAAGUAAUUGACACAACUAACGAUAAUGAAGUGCACGAAUUACCUCCAGAGCAAAGACAAUGCAAUCUGCCGAAAGAAAUUGAUAAACAUUUCCUGUACCCCUUCUACAGCCAUUCUGCCUGUGCAAUUGCUUGUCGCUCUAGGCAUACAAUGAAGAUAUGCAAUUGCACCCUUCAUUUCUUGCCUCAAACUUCAACUGGCUGUCCAUGUACUGAAGAAGGAUUAAGUUGCAUUGAUGAUAUUUUCACACAACUGAAGAACAUGAAAAUAAGAAGUGAUGUACCACCAGAUGGUGAAGAAGAGGAUUGUUUUUGUCCACCGUCCUGCUCUGAAUCUGAAUACCAAUACAUAUCAAAACCACUUAUAAACUAUGAAUCACCUAAUAAAGACUGGGCUAUUGUGAAAAUAAAACUUGCUUACCUGCCAUCUGAGAGGUUCACAAGACGUGUUAUUUGUGGAAAACUUGACUUUGCAGGUAUGAAUUGAUUAUUGAAAAUUAAUUAUUAGCACAACUAGAAAAUGUAUUAAAAAACCAACAAAAAACAACUAACAAACACUUGGACAUUAAAGACUUUUGUUGAAAAUUAACUCAAGCAAUGAAAUAUAGAUUACAACUUGCACACGUAAUAAUUAAUUUUUAUUAAUUAAUUAAGUUCAGAAAUUAAAUAAUCAAAAACAUACAAAAAACAAAACCUCUUUUAUAUGAAUCACACAUAUCUUCCAUCAGAAUUAUCAUUCCUGAUGUUAUUUCUAGCUGAUAUAACGCUCAAGAAAAUGUUUAAUAACUAUAAAAUGCUCUUUAGUGUGUGUAGGUGGUGUGGGAGGCUUGUUACUUGGGGCAAGUCUCCUGAGUUUGAUAGAGAUCGUGCACUUUCUCUUCCUGAGACCAUUGAUGAAUCUAUGUCAAAAACUUGGAUCUCAUCACUGACUGUGGCAAUCUCCAGCCCACACUCACCUUCACAAAUUGUAGAGAAGCAAGUAUUACAGAAGACUCAAAAAAGAACUCUUUCAAUAAUCUCAGCCUUUUGCUAAUGUUUGUAAAUGAAAAGCAAUUCACAAUAUCCAGUGUAAUACAUUUAUUCAUUCAUAUUAACAACAGUAUGAUCAAACAUACAAGCUCUAGGAGGUAACAUAACUUAUGUCAAAUGGAGAAAGAAUGCAACAAUUUGCAUUUUUAUAAUUGAAUUUGUCAGUUAGAUUAUAGUUAAUUACUUAUAUCUAAUCUAUAAAUCAUUAUGUCCAUUAGAGAAAAUAAAAAGAAUUCCAUAUGUAAGUGCGGCUGUUCUCAUUUAAUGACACAUACAGUUGUCACACAAAAUAGGGAAUAUAUUUUGUAAAAUACACAACCCAUGUUUUGAUGAGAACCAAUUCCUGAUAAUGUGAGAACUACAAAAUAAUUUUCCUGGUGAAAUUUCAAAAGAAUGCAUCAUUUCUUUGAGAGUGCGUAUAUAUAUCAUUUGAAGAUUUAUUUGCUGAUAAAAAAAAUCUACAAUGAUUGUACAAUCUCUUCAAAAAUAACAUAAUUCUUGAAAGAAAGAAUCACACAUCAAGUCUGUUUACCAUGUCAAGUACACACAAAAUAA